UUGCAGAACCACACAUGACCACUUUUACUGUCAUGUGAAACUGAAAGGAAUUGUGGUCGGUGAAGCAUUAAAUCGCUCCGGGAGACUGUUCAAUAUGCUGACCAAUUGAAAGCAGGGGUAAUAAUUAAAGCAGAGCAUGGCAGAAAUGUCGUUGACCAUUUGUGAGGAUGGCCUGAGUAUCAACGAUGACGUGUGUGCAGGCACUGACUUCAUGUCCCAGUGAUCCACAUUUCGACUGUUUGGACUGAGAAUUGUAUUUGAGAAUUCAUACUUUAUCCCAAGAGCAGGUUGAGGUGUAUCUUCACCAUAUAGGAAGAGGAAGUCUUAACAGAUCAAAUAAAGAUGGAUAAAGCUCACAUCAAAACAGAAAGUUCUGAUCCCCACCCAGACUGUUGUUUCAGAAUAACACCUUUAACACCCAGCAGUAUUGAUACAGACAAUGGAGGGAGUCCAUUGCCUUCUGAUGUGUCCGACAUUGUGGAUGAGGAUCUGUCUGGAAUGUCAGAGUUGUCUGAUGUAGAUGACUCCUUUGAGGAUUCUCUCAAAAGCAGCAGUUUUUCUCAACCUGAACGUUUUGAAUUACAAAAGAAAUAUGCAAAGCUUAAAAAAAUGUACUCCAAAUUGAAAAAUAAAAUGGAGAAACCAUCCCAUGAGUCAAAGUCCGACCAAAGUUCCAGUUUUGUAGAAAAAACUGAUGUUCAAAGUCAGACUUUCCUGAAUCGGGAUGUGGAAAUGUGUGAUCCAGAAGUGAAAAUCAAGAAAGAAUUUGAUUCAGAUGUUGAGCUGGUUGAAACAAAUUCAAUACAGGAGGGAAAGAUGGUGAUGAAAAAUGUUGUGAAAAUCAAACUAUCAACAAAAUCAAAACCUCGAAAGAAAAAGAAAAUUGAGGCUUUUCAUGAUGAAAGUGAUGAAGAUUUUGAAUGGAAUUUAUGGAACGGCUCUGUGUCAGAGGAAGAAAAGGAAGACGAUGAUUCAGACUAUAAACACAAUGAAGGGAGGAAAAAAUCAAAAUCAAAAGGUGCUAAAAAGACUCCCCCAAAAGGCGUGAAAAGAGGGAAAGCUAAAACAAAACGAAAAUCAAGAACUCCAAUUAAGCUUACACCUGACGAAGGUGUGUUGAAGGAAGAACUAGCUGGUGUUAAGUUGCGCCUUGACUUUAAGGAGGAAGAAGGCGACGAUAUGUUGGAAAGUGUCGUAAGAAAUGGACGCAAAAAGCAAAGUGGUAAAAUUAGUGAGCCUCAAAUCUUUAAAUGUGAAGUCUGUGGCAAAAUUGUUGCAACGAAGUGCUCCCUUGUGAAACAUGUUCGCACACAUACUGGAGAAAAACCCUAUCAGUGUGACAUUUGUGGUAAAAAAUUUAACGCACCGAACUCUUUCAACAACCAUAAACGAAUACAUGCAGGCAUCAAACCCUACCAGUGUCGAUUCUGCGAAAAAUCGUUCACAGAGUUGAGUCAACGUGUGACGCAUGAGCGAACUCACACAGGCGAGAAGCCAUAUAUGUGUGACGUGUGUGGGAAAAGAUUUUCCCUUCGGUCUUCUCUUGUUCGACAUCGACGUAUUCACACAGGAGAGAAACCCUAUGUUUGUGACGUUUGCAAUAAGUCCUUUGUGCAGUACAACCAGCUAGCCAAUCAUAAGCGCAUACACACUGGAGAGAAGCCAUAUUCUUGUCAGUUGUGUGGGAAAAGGUUCAAUGUCUCUUGCACGCUGGCUCGUCAUCUUGAAGCUCAUUAUAAUAAGAUGUUCACAGUGAGAGCAUUAUCUGAACAAGAUUCAUCCACUGCAGAUCCUAAUACAGUGAUGAAGAUGAUUGACAGGAUGAAAGAUGUGGAUGUUAAGAAAAAGGAUGCUAAGAAGAAGCAUUCUAAGUUAAUGAGUGGUGAGGUCGGUGACAAAUUUGAGAUGCAGAGAUCUGCAGAUAGAGGUGGUUGUAGUGGAAGUAAGGAUGCAACACUUCUCAGCUCAGCGAGCUGUAAGGAAGGAAGGUCUAGCAGUAUUGGGAACAAUAAGGGAAAUAUUGGAGAAGGCACGGAGCCAAGGCAUGGUAGCCAUGGAUUAAUGGGCAAAGAAAUUGAGCCUGGUGUCGGACGUUUAUCCAUGGGUUCUAUUUGUAGUGAUGUUUUUAUGAAUAGCAAAAUUGGGCAUAGUCAUGGACCUUUAGAUUUGGGAUCCACUAGUUGCAAGUCAGUGGAUAGCAAACAUUUGGGUGGUCUUAGAUCUGUGGACAUCAGGGCUGAUGGGUGUCAUAGAUCUGUGGACAUCAGGGCUGAUGGGUGUCAUAGAUCUGUGGACAUCAGGGCUAAUGGGUGUCAUAGAUCUGUGGACAUCAGGGCUGAUGGUUGUCAUAGAUCUGUGGACAUAAGGACUGAUGGGUGUCUUAGAUCUGUGGACAUCAGGGCUGAUGGGUGUCAUAGAUCUGUGGACAUCAGGGCUGAUGGUUGUCACAGAACUGUUGACAUCAGGGCUGAUGGUUGUCACAGAGAUGUGGACAUCAGGGCUGAUGGUUGUCACAGAGAUGUGGACAUCAGGGCUGAUGGCUGUCAUAGAGAUGUGGACAUCAGGGCUGAUGGUUGUCACAGAGCUGUGGACAUCAGGGCUGAUGGUUGUCAUAGAGCUGUGGACAUCAGGGCUGAUGGUUGUCAUAGAGAUGUGGACAUCAGGGUUGAUGGUUGUCAAAGAGCUGUAGACAGGGCAGGUGGAUAUCGUGGAUCAAUGUAUAGCAAACUUUUGGGUGGUCAUAGAUCUGUGGAUAUCAGGGCUGAUGGUUGUCGGGGGUCAGUGGAUAUCAGGGUAGAUGGUCGUCAUAGAUCUGAGGACAUCAGGGCUGAUGGUAGUCUUAGAUCCCUGGAUGUGAGUUCAAAUGGCACCCGUGGUGCUAGAAGCAGAAGUGGUGUUAUGAGCAGCCAUGGAGUUGAUGAUGAUGAUGAUGAAAGGUCAAAGUUGAAUGACUCUGGUCCCCAGUUUCCUCCUAGGUUCCCCGUUUUUGGACACUCACCAACGAUUAUGAACAUUCCCUUUCAGCAGUACACCCAGAAUACCUUCACAGCUCCGGGGAUUGGUUGAGGUCAGCAUGACAAGACAGGCACCUCUUUUUUUGUAAUGGUUUUGAGAUGGACAAUAGACUGAUAUCAUGAUUAGUAUUGGAAGGAAAUCUGAGCGAAUGUUGUUUAAUGAUGCAGUGAGCAAUAUGCCAACUUUGCCUGUAAGUAAUAUAGCCUGGAUUGGAUGAACCAGUGACUGCUUUUAUGAGCUAUGUCAGACUGUCAAAGACCUCCCCCUCACUGAGUCUUUUGGUCCCCUGGCCUUACAAGGAAAAUAACAUUAACAACCAACAUAUUGUCAGCUGGAUCAGUAGCUUUCAUCACAAAUGCAAUGGAAGGACCAAAAAGUGUACCAUUUUUUCAUAUUGUUUGUUUGUUUGUUGUUUAACGCCACACUCAGCAAUAUUCCAGCUAUAUGACGGCGGUCUGUAAAUAAUCAAGUCUGGACCAGAAAAUCCAGUGAUUGACAUCAUGAGCAUCGAUCC
Haliotis rufescens (red abalone) is the source of this 3529-nucleotide messenger RNA. RefSeq lists its product as uncharacterized. The record is from RefSeq and is a predicted model, not a curated record. Gene Ontology annotation, biological process: regulation of transcription by RNA polymerase II. The coding region runs from base 343 to 3066 and encodes 907 amino acids. NCBI's taxonomy places the organism in Eukaryota, Metazoa, Mollusca, Gastropoda, Lepetellida, Haliotidae. Gene Ontology annotation, molecular function: DNA-binding transcription factor activity, RNA polymerase II-specific; RNA polymerase II cis-regulatory region sequence-specific DNA binding. Gene Ontology annotation, cellular component: nucleus. The transcript has 3 exons.